AUGACCGCUUCGACCAAGCCUUGGGACGCGCGCUACGUGAACCCCGAUCACCCACACGACAGCACUUACUACAUGAAAUGCAUCGGUGGCGGCAUCCUCGCCUGCGGUACGACCCACACCGCCGUGUGUCCCCUCGACGUGGUCAAGUGCAACAUGCAGGUGUGCCCCGAGAGGUUCAAGUCGCUCGCGCAGGGCAUUAGCCUUAUCAUGAAGGAGGAGGGCAUCGGUGCCAACGGCUUACUGAAGGGCUGGCUGCCGACGCUGUGUGGCUACUCUGCCCAGGGCGCCUUCAAGUUUGGCCUCUAUGAGUACUUCAAGGACUUCUACGCGAACAUGGUCGGCCGGGAGAACGCUAAGAAGUACGAGGGUGUCAUCUGGCUUGCCGGCUCCGCAUCCGCGGAGUUCUUUGCUGAUAUGGGCCUGUGCCCGUUCGAGAUGGCCAAGGUGAAGGUGCAGACGUCGCCGAAGGGCACCUUCCCAACAGGCAUGCUCGCCGCCAUGUCCGCCAUGCGCGCCGACCCCUCUUCCGGCUUCCCCUACAAGUCGCUGGCACCGCUGUGGGGCCGCCAGAUACCGUACACGAUGGCCAAGUUCUUCUUCUUUGAAAAGGUUGUGCGCAUGUUCUACGAGUACGUCUUCACGAAACCGAAGGAGCAGUACAACAAGGCCACGCAGCUCUCCAUCACCUUCGCCUCCGGCUACAUUGCUGGCGUAAUCUGCGCCAUUGUUUCGCACCCCGCGGACACCCUUGUCUCUGCCCGUGGUAAGACGAGCAACGCCGGCAAGUCGUAUGGCCAAAUCGCGAAGGAGAUGGGCUACAUGAACGUUUGCACCAAGGGACUCGGCACUCGCAUCCUGAUGAUCGGUACGCUGACGGGUCUGCAGUGGUGGAUCUACGACACGUACAAGACCACCCUCGGCAUGGGCACCAGCGGUGGCAGCGGCAAGAAGUAA
Messenger RNA from Leishmania braziliensis MHOM/BR/75/M2904, 954 nucleotides. Its product is annotated as putative mitochondrial phosphate transporter. The coding region runs from base 1 to 954 and encodes 317 amino acids. Gene Ontology annotation, molecular function: phosphate transmembrane transporter activity. Gene Ontology annotation, cellular component: mitochondrial inner membrane. The record is from RefSeq and is a predicted model, not a curated record. Lineage: Eukaryota; Euglenozoa; Kinetoplastea; Trypanosomatida; Trypanosomatidae. The transcript has a single exon. Gene Ontology annotation, biological process: mitochondrial phosphate ion transmembrane transport.